Cornus florida is the source of this 1194-nucleotide messenger RNA. Its product is annotated as tetraspanin-10. Lineage: Eukaryota; Viridiplantae; Streptophyta; Magnoliopsida; Cornales; Cornaceae. Gene Ontology annotation, cellular component: plasmodesma; plasma membrane. Gene Ontology annotation, biological process: auxin-activated signaling pathway. Bases 149 to 943 code for a protein of 264 amino acids. The record is from RefSeq and is a predicted model, not a curated record. The transcript has 11 exons.
UCAAGCCCUUUUUCUUUGUGCUGUUUAUAGCUUCUUUUUCCUUGCAGUGACAGUGCUUCAUCUUCACGCCCCCAGGAAUUUCUGACACCACUUAACGUCUCUCUCUCUGUCUCUGAAAUUCUUUGAGAGAUCAAAGUAGAAAGAAAGGAUGAGUACAGGAACAAGCACUUUUGUAAUCAGAUGGAUUAACUUUCUCACCAUGCUCCUAGCACUAGUUGUCAUAGGUUUUGGGGUAUGGAUGAGCACUCAUCACGACGGCUGUCGAAAAUCUCUCACUCUCCCUGUUCUAGGCCUUGGUGCUUUUGUGUUUCUAGUAUCAAUAAUUGGGUUUUUGGGUGCAUUGAAGAAGAACUCCAUAUUGUUAUGGAUGUAUCUGAUCAUGUUAUGCUUCAUUUUGGUGGCAAUCUUGGUCUUCACAGUCUUGGCGUUUAUCAUAACAAAUAAUGGAUCUGGUAAUAAAGUAGCUGGUCUGAGGUACAAGGAGUAUCAACUUCAAGAUUACAGCUCAUGGUUCCUAAAACAGCUAAACAAUACCCGCAACUGGAAGGAGUUGGAGAGUUGUCUCGUAAAGUCUGAUGAUUGCAAUAACUUGUCCAAAAAGUACAAGACUCUUAAACAAUACAAAUCGGCGAAACUAACCCCCAUUGAGGCUGGUUGUUGUCGACCACCAUCUGAGUGUGGUUAUCCUGCCGUUAAUGCGUCAUACUAUGACCUGAGCUUUCAUCCGAUCAGUUCCAACAAGGACUGCAAACGCUACAAAAAUUCGAAGGCAGUCAAGUGCUAUCAUUGUGAUUCUUGCAAGGCUGGAGUUGCACAAUACAUGAAAACUGAAUGGAGGGUGGUUGCAAUCUUCAACAUGGUUCUGUUUGUUGUCUUGUCGAUAGUCUACUUCGUGGGCUGCUGUGCCAGACGAAAUGCUUCAAGGAGCCAAUCUAAAGUCUGAAAAGGAUCAAUCUUUCUUCAAAAUUAUCUCCCGUGAAGGAAAUUCAAUCUUAUUCUUUAAGAACUUUGAUUCAUAUAUUCACUUGGUUGAUUGUUGGUUUUCAAUUUGUCAACUGAACGAACAGGUGGAUUGAGUGUUUUUGUUUCAAAUGCUGAUCAAAGUUUGUUCCUUGUGGCUUACUAUUUGAAGCAGUGACAAUUAUGUAAAUGAUUUUUAUUUAUUUAUUAUUAUUUUUAUUUUAUGGAAGCAAA